AUGACUCACAGUUUGUCAACCCUCAUUCAACAAACGUACGACAAUGCCUUGAAGAACGGCGACUUGUUGUUUUUCGAAGCUGAACACGCGGUCAAAGACAGCAAUGGCAUCAAGUUUGAAAUCACCUAUGCACCCACGCUUGCUCAAAAACCACACCAUGAAAGCGCUGGCACGGAUGAUAACAAGAAAAAGGCCAAGAUCAAUCCCUUCUUACCACCCCAUCCUGCUCUCACGGUCAAGGAUUUGGAGGAACACACCGUUGUUUUGAACAAGUAUUGCGUUGUACCACAUCAUGCAUUGAUCGUCACCAAAGAGUACAAGAGCCAAACCCAACCCUUGUUUCCAGAGGAUCUUGCCGCAACAUGGAAAUGCAUGACUACAGCUUAUGGAUAUACACCUGCCAUGGCAUUUUAUAACUGUGGCCCUUAUUCUGGUGCAAGCCAACCCCACAAGCAUAUCCAAAUCCUCCCAUUGCUCAAGGAACAACCACAGCCACCUAUCAAGGCACUCUACAACCAAAUCCAGGAACGUAAGGCGGGUCAAAUCUAUGUCCUCGACAAGCUCCCAUUCGUACAUGUGAUGACGCCAUUGGAUCGCAGCUUUAUUGAUUCGUGCUCUGAUAACCCUGAGCCAUUGGGUGAUUACCUUGGCCAAAUGUUUUUCGGUUUGCUCGAUGCCAUGUUCCAACAAAUGCGCAAGCACGCUGAACCCAGCCGAGAAACAUCCUACAAUUUUAUCAUGACAAACGACUUUAUGAUGAUGGUACCAAGAUCCAGUGAAAUUGCCAAUAUGAAUGGCUUGCAAGUGUCCAUCAAUUCCCUUGGCUUUGCAGGCAUGCUCCUUGUACGCACCCAAGAGGAACUCAAUACUAUGCAACAAUAUCCCGACCUUUUGGAGUUGUUGGCCCAAGUCGGUUUCCGGUGGAACCCUGAUGCAGAGCCUGAUGUGGAACAAUAG
Molecule: messenger RNA, 957 nt
Organism: Lichtheimia ornata
Lineage: Eukaryota; Fungi; Mucoromycota; Mucoromycetes; Mucorales; Lichtheimiaceae
Exons: 4
Coding region: 1-957 (318 amino acids)
Biological process (GO): nucleotide metabolic process
Molecular function (GO): ATP:ADP adenylyltransferase activity; ATP binding
Source: RefSeq, a predicted model, not a curated record